UUUUUCACCGGGUUUAGGCCUGAUAAAAGGCUUUCAAGCAAAGCUUGUGCUUAAGGAAGGCAGCUUACCGGUAUUUUGCAAGGCACGACCUGUACCGUAUGCCAUUCGUGAGCCAGUUAGAGAAGAACUAAAGGACCUGCUAGCGGACGGCGUCCUUGUGGCAGUCACGCGAAGCGACUGGGCCACACCGAUAGUAGCCGUACAGAAGCCAGGCAACAAAGUGCGACUUUGCGGAGAUUAUAAAGUGACUGUAAACCCCUGCAUCAAGAGUGAUCAUUACCCCUUGCCCACGGUCGAGGACUUGUUCACUGUUUUGGCUGGCGGGAAGGUGUUUACCGUUCUUGAUCUCUCCGCAGCGUAUCAGCAAAUUGAGUUGCACCCGGACUCACGUCCCUUGUUGACCAUUAACACUCACAUGGGAUUGUACCAGUAUGUCCGAAUGCCAUACGGAAUUUCGAGCGCACCUGCAGUGUUCCAAGCCAUUAUGGACGAGCUUCUGAAGGGACUACCUGGGGUGGUCUGCUACCUCGACGAUGUUCUCAUCAUGGGAGCGACCUACGCCGAAUGUCGGGUCCGAGUGGAGGCAGUUCUGCAGCGGUUCAUGGAGCACGGCGUAAAAGUAAGGCAAGAAAAAUGCAAGUUUUUCAUGAAGUCUGUAAAAUAUCUGGGCCACAUCAUAGAUGAGCAAGGGUCAUCAUCGUAUUUGGCGCACUAUGAUCUCAGUUGUCGCUGCGCCAUUAAACUUACAAUCAAAUCAAAAAAUCAGAUGAGCAAGGCGUCCACCCAUGCCCUAAAAAGGUACAGGCCAUAAAGGAAGCACCUUCACCACGAAACGUGAGUGAGCUAAAGGCUUACUUGGGAAUGUUAACUUUUUAUUCAAAGUUCAUGCCAAACAUGUCCUCCAAGUUGAAGCCCUUGUAUGAGUUGCUCCAGAAAGAUAAAAAAUGGAAAUGGUCUGCGCAAGCAGAAUUGGCAUUCGAAGAAAGCAAGAAAUUGCUUACACAGGACAGUGUGCUAACUUUCUACGACCCAAGGAAGCCACUAGGACUAGUGUGCGAUGCGUCCCCUUAUGGGGUAGGAGCAGUUUUAUUUCAUGUCAUCAACGGCGAAGAAAAGCCAAUUGCGUAUGCGUCACGCACGCUGAGUAAAGCCGAAAGCGGCUACGCCCACAUCGAAAAAGAAGCGCUAGCUGUUGUGUUCGGAGUAAAACGGCUCCACAAGUUUUUGUAUGGGCGAGAGUUUACAAUUUAUUCCGAUCAUCUUCCCCUAGCAGGGCUUCUUGGUCAAACAAAACCAAUUCCUCAAAUGGCUGCUGCGAGAAUGCAACGAUGGAUGCUAAUGCUGCUUGCUUAUCGUUACAAGUGGGUCUACAGAAAAGGAGAGCAAGUGGCAAACGCUGACGCGUUAUCAAGAUUACCCCUUCGAAAUGAAGCAGACAAAAGUGACUAUGUGCAUUUCUUUUCGGCAGUGCAAGCAGCACCGUUAUCAGCAGACAAGAUACGGGAAGAAACGCAAAGGGAUGCGGUCUUGUCAAAGGUACUCUUUUUUGUUUUGAAUGGUUGGCCUGCGAAAUCGUCGGACGACAACAUGGCACCAUUUUUUGUGCGGAAAGAUGAACUGUCGGUAGACUGCGGUUGCGUCACGUGGGGAAACAGAGUUGUCAUCCCAAAAGCACUACAAGCGGAAGUAUUGCAACUUUUGCACGAAGGACACCCAGGCGUGACGCGCAUGAAAAUGUUAUCGAGAAGCCACGUUUGGUGGCCUAAGUUAACCACGUGCAUUGAGGAAGCCGUAAAAGGCUGUUCAACCUGUCAGCUUACUCAGAACGCAGCACCUAAAAUACAGGGUUUAUCGUGGGGUUGGCCAACCAGACGUUGGCAGAGGGUUCAUUUGGACUUUGCAUACUACAAGAACGAAUGGUUUUUGGUUCUUGUUGACGCCUACUCCAAAUGGGUGGACGUCCAAUACAUGAAGUCAACCACAGCGGCAAACACUGUGGAAACACUACGCACGGUUUUUGCAGCUUUCGGACUUCCGGAGAAAAUUGUGACGGACAAUGGUCCUCAAUUUGUGUCUGACGAAUUUUCAAAUUUCCUCAGAACGAACGCUGUGCAGCAUACGAGGACACCGCCGUACCACCCAGCCUCAAAUGGAGCAGCGGAAAGACUUGUCCAGACAGUCAAACGAAGUCUCCUACGCCAAUUUCGGGAUGAGGAGAGCACAGGAGUGACUCGGACGAUUCGACAUCGACUGGAUCAGUUUCUCUUCGUAUACCGUAACACACCGUGUCCAACAACUGAACGAUCCGGAUUCCAGAGGAGACCAGUACACAGCAACCGCCUGACCCGGCUUUGGCAGUCCAGCCUCAAGUAGAAGACGAAACAGGGACCCCAUUGGCAACGCCUGUGUCUACUGAAGAUGAAGUCGCCACGGAAAACAACGCUCCGGUACCGCAACUACGACGA
This is a messenger RNA of Ornithodoros turicata, 2465 nucleotides long. RefSeq lists its product as uncharacterized. Gene Ontology annotation, biological process: DNA integration; proteolysis. The transcript has 2 exons. The coding region runs from base 862 to 2373 and encodes 503 amino acids. The record is from RefSeq and is a predicted model, not a curated record. Gene Ontology annotation, molecular function: nucleic acid binding; zinc ion binding; aspartic-type endopeptidase activity. NCBI's taxonomy places the organism in Eukaryota, Metazoa, Arthropoda, Arachnida, Ixodida, Argasidae.